Colletotrichum truncatum is the source of this 4182-nucleotide messenger RNA. RefSeq names its product calcium p-type atpase. The record is from RefSeq and is a predicted model, not a curated record. Gene Ontology annotation, molecular function: ATP binding; P-type calcium transporter activity; ATP hydrolysis activity. Gene Ontology annotation, cellular component: intracellular membrane-bounded organelle; plasma membrane. Gene Ontology annotation, biological process: calcium ion transmembrane transport; intracellular calcium ion homeostasis. NCBI's taxonomy places the organism in Eukaryota, Fungi, Ascomycota, Sordariomycetes, Glomerellales, Glomerellaceae.
AUGGAUUCCAACUCUACCCCUCAAGAAGGCGCAGCCCCGCAACGGAGGAAUAGAGCUCCUACAAUCACCAUAGAUCCGUCUGCCGUUGGUGUCGUGCCAACCCCAGCUUCAGAUAUGGCCGACAAUGCUCAGAAAGAGGUGUCCAACUCACCCGUUUCCCCCAUGGAUGAUGCAGUUAGCCCGACCACCGUUCCCGAAGGCGCAAAUGCACCAUGGGCAGCGCCACAAGAAAAGCCCACAAAACCAAAGUUGCGCGCCGACACAUCUUUUGAGGGCAAGGACAGCAGACCACAAAGCCCCCACAAUGUAUCAAGUCCCGUCGCGACAUUGAGAGGGAAUGAUCGCGCUUUCUUAGCCGUACCUAGCAACCUGCGGUCAAGACAGAACUCUAUCGACUCUAACGACGACAUCUCUUCUCAGGGCGAGACUAUCGCCGUGUUGAGCCAGUCAACAGAAAAGACACUAAAGAACAGCCCAGUAUCGAACGACUCGAUUAUUAAGGAUGAGAACGCCUUGACCCCGGAUAAGGGUAGCGAAGGAGAUUUUAAAGCCGAAAACAACCCCUUCGCCUUCACCCCAGGACAGCUGAACAAGUUGUUUAACCCCAAAAGUCUUUCGGCCUACUAUGCUCUGGGAGGUCUGACUGGUAUCGAGAAGGGUCUUCGCAGCGACCGCAAGUCUGGUUUGAGCUUGGACGAAGUGCAUCUCGACGGCUAUGUUUCUUUCAGCGACGCAACCGGGCAUCUCAGUUCAUCCGGGGAUUUCAAAGAGAGCCAAGCGGACUCGACACCUGUGCAUCACUCGGACCAUCACUCCAAGCACGAGGACAAUGGCUUCGCCGACCGCAAGCGUAUUUUUAAGGACAACCGAAUCCCUGAGAAGAAGGGCAAGAGUCUUCUUGAGUUGAUGUGGAUUACAUACCAAGACAAGGUACUCAUGCUUCUUACUGCCGCCGCUGUUGUUUCACUCGCCAUCGGUAUCUACCAGACAGUCGGCCUGCCUCACGCGCCCGAUGAGCCGAAGGUAGAAUGGGUUGAAGGUGUUGCCAUCGUUGUGGCUAUCGCCAUUGUCGUCAUCGUCGGCUCACUAAACGAUUACAGUAAGGAAAGACAAUUCGCCAAACUGAACCGCAAGAAGAAGGAUCGUGAUGUCAAGGUUGUACGCUCCGGAAAGACGGUUGAGAUUUCCGUCCACAACCUUCUUGCUGGAGAUGUUGUCCAUCUUGAACCUGGUGAUCUCGUCCCUGUCGACGGAGUGCUCAUCGAGGGCUUUAACGUCAAGUGUGAUGAGUCCCAGGCGACUGGAGAGUCUGAUAUUAUCAAGAAGCGAAAUGGCGACGAUGUUUUCAACGCGAUUCAGAACGGCGAGGACCCCAAGAAGUUAGACCCCUUUAUCCAGUCCGGCGCCCGAAUCAUGGAAGGUGUUGGUACCUUCAUGGUUACCUCUACUGGUGUUCACUCAUCGUACGGAAAGACUCUCAUGGCCCUUGACGAAGACCCUGAGGUCACCCCGCUGCAAUCGAAGCUCAACACUAUUGCCGAGUACAUCGCUAAGCUUGGUGGUGCCGCCGGUCUCCUCCUUUUCAUUGUUUUGUUCAUCGAGUUCUUGGUUAGGCUUCCUAAGCAGCCUGCCUCCGUCACUCCCGCCGAGAAGGGCCAGGACUUCAUCAACAUUGUUAUUACCGUGGUUACUAUUAUCGUUGUGGCCGUUCCAGAGGGACUUCCUCUUGCUGUCACCCUCGCCCUAUCCUUUGCCACUAGGCGCAUGCUCAAAGACAUGAACCUCGUCAGGCAUCUCAAAGCAUGUGAGGUUAUGGGCAACGCAAACACUAUCUGCUCCGACAAGACCGGAACUUUGACACAGAACAAGAUGCAGGUAGUUGCUGGCACUGUAGGUACUAGCCAUCGUUUUGGUGGCUCGCGCCCCUCUGGUGACGACGACGGUACCGUUGAUGAUUCUGCGGAUAUUUCGGUCGCGGAGUUUGCCAAGAUGCUUAGUGCUCCGGUUAAGGAAAUCCUGACUAAGUCUAUCUCUCUUAACUCUACCGCAUUUGAAGGCGAGGUUGACGGCGAGAAGACGUACGUUGGAUCCAAGACCGAGACUGCUUUGCUUCUUCUGGCCCGCGAUUACCUGGGUAUGGGACCUGUUGCCGAAGAGCGUGAGAACGCAAAGACAAUCCAGCUUAUUCCCUUCGACUCUGGCCGCAAGUGCAUGGGUAUUGUCGUACAGCUUCCAGAUGGUCGGGCUAGGCUCUACGUGAAGGGUGCUUCUGAGAUCGUGCUUGCAAAGUGCACACAGAUCUUCCGAGACCCUUCGCAGGAUGCAACUCUGGUCCAAAUGACUGAGCCAAACUUCCAGACUGUCAACACCCUCAUCAACGCCUACGCAUCUCGAUCCCUUCGCACCAUCGGUAUUGCUUACAGAGACUUCGAACAAUGGCCACCUCGUAAUGUCCGUCGUGUAGACGGUGACAAGAACGAACUCGAAUUUGACGAUCUCUUCCGCACUAUGAACUUUAUUGCCAUGGUUGGUAUUCAGGAUCCUCUACGUGAGGGAGUUCCGGAGGCUGUCAGACUCUGCCAGAAGGCCGGUGUCGUUGUUCGCAUGGUCACUGGAGACAACAGGCUUACGGCUGAGGCUAUUGCUAAGGAGUGCGGUAUCCUGCAGCCUAAUGGUAUUGUAAUGGAAGGCCCCGAGUUCCGCAACUUGACCAAGUCUGAACAGGAGGCAAUCAUCCCGCGCCUUUGUGUUCUCGCCCGUUCCAGCCCCGAAGAUAAGCGUAUUCUAGUCAAGCGGCUCAAAGCCAAGGGAGACAUCGUUGCAGUCACCGGAGACGGUACCAACGAUGCCCCCGCGCUCAAAACUGCUGACGUCGGUUUCUCCAUGGGUAUUGCCGGUACUGAAGUAGCCAAGGAGGCUUCCUCAAUCAUUCUGAUGGAUGACAACUUCAACUCGAUCGUCAAGGCCUUGAAGUGGGGACGCGCCGUAAACGAUGCCGUCAAGCGAUUCCUUCAGUUCCAGCUGACUGUCAACGUCACAGCUGUUAUCCUUACGUUUGUUACUGCCGUCAGCAGCACUUCUGUCCUGACCGCCGUUCAACUUCUAUGGGUCAACCUCAUCAUGGACACUCUCGCCGCUUUGGCCCUGGCCACCGAUCCCCCUCAGGACAGCGUGUUGGAAAGGAAGCCUGAGAGCCGUAACGCCUCCAUCAUUACUACUACCAUGUGGAAGAUGAUUCUCGGACAAGCAGUCUACCAACUGGCUAUCACUUUCAUGCUCUUCUACGGCAAGGAAGCUAUUGUGCCUGGUCCCGAACAUAUUCCCGACGAGCAGAUCGCAACGUUGGUGUUCAACACUUUCGUAUGGAUGCAGAUCUUCAACCAGUGGAAUAACCGUCGUUUGGAUAAUCACUUCAACAUUUUUGAGGGACUUACGAAGAACUACUUCUUCAUCGCCAUUAGUGCUAUCAUGAUUGGUGGACAGGUUUUGAUCGUCUUUGUUGGCGGUGCAGCCUUCCAGAUCGCAUCGGAGGGUCAGAGUGGUAUUCAGUGGGCCAUGGCUAUUAUCUUGGGCUUCAUCUCCAUUCCCUUCGGUGUCAUCAUCCGGCUCAUUCCCGACGCUCUCAUCGAGCGACUUAUUCCUGACUACUUGAAGCGACGUGCCAAGGACACCGUUCCUGGGCUUACCGUUUCAGAUGAGGAACAGUUCGAGAUGUACCCGGCGGCGUUCUCUGACGUCCGGGACGAGCUGGCAUUCAUCAAACGCAUGAAGGGAGGACGGUUGAACAACCUCAAGUUCGCGGUGCAACAUCCGCGCGAAACAUUUGCUCGCUCGCGCAGCCCGUCACACUCGCGAAGCAACUCUAUCAAGAUGCCGUCAACUCCCACCAGGGAGGACAGCUUCGGCUCACUGGCCCAAACGCCUGAGUCACGAAAGCGGUCACGCAGUGGUCGUAGCCGGUCUAACUCGGCACUCGGUGCCCCCACUGUUAUGGCGGGUAUUGUAGCCGCGGGUAUCGCGGCCAACUGGUCACCAGCGGAUCGCAGGCCCCGCCGGGAUAGCGACGACGACGAUGACAAUAGCAACAUCAGGAGAGGGGUCUCAAGAGAGAACUCCAUCCGGGAAGAAAGAGAGGAGCCUACCAACGAAAAAGCAGGGGAGGAAAAGAAACGCGCUGAAUGA